AUGAAGACUACUCAACGUCAGUUAUCCUCAUCUUUCACUAAACUCUGCGAGAGACUCUCCUCAUUCAGAAACGGUGAUGACAAUAUAAGAGACUUAGAAGCUGUCUUUGCUUACAUGGACGCAAACAGAGACGGUAGAAUCUCUGCUGAAGAGCUUAAAAGAAGUUUCAACACAUUAGGAGAUCAACUUUCUGAUGAAGAAGCUGAAGCUGCUGUUAAACUAUCUGAUAUAGAUGGAGAUGGGAUGUUGGACUUUGAGGAGUUUGCUCAGUUAAUCAAAGGGAGUGAUGAGGUUACAGAGGAAGAGAAGAAGAGGAAGAUGAUGGAAGCGUUUAGAAUGUAUAUUGAUGAAGGUGAAGAUUGUAUUACUCCUAGAAGCUUGAAGACUAUGUUGAUGAAGCUUGGUGAGUCAAGAACGAGUGAUGAUUGUAGUGUUAUGAUCAAAGCUUUUGAUCUUAAUGAUGAUGGUGUUUUGAGUUUUGAUGAGUUUGCUCAUAUGAUGAUGCGUUGAAGAAUCAGCCCACAUGCAUUGUUGUUGUGGCUUUGUUUGGUUGCGGUAAAUAUAUGUAUGGCUUUGCAAGCAAUAAACAAGUCUGUUGUGUGUUUACCUUUUAGCUUUUCAUUAUUAAAAUAAUAACAAGUGCGUGCAUAAAAAAUAGCACACUAAUAGUAUGGGAUAAAUAAAUUAUACUUUUCC
This is a messenger RNA of Eruca vesicaria subsp. sativa (arugula), 696 nucleotides long. The record is from the annotation of a GenBank genome assembly. NCBI's taxonomy places the organism in Eukaryota, Viridiplantae, Streptophyta, Magnoliopsida, Brassicales, Brassicaceae.